AUGGAUCAUGUCCGGGCAUUUUCAUCUCCUCAAUUAACUGCAAAUAACAAUGUACAGCAAGAACUUGGUAUGGAAGGCCUUGCCACAAAUGUUAGAUUAUUGUUGAAACUAAUUCAAGAUCAUAACGGGGCUACCACAAAGGAAAACGAUGAGAGGAAGUUUCAUAGGGUGAAUGGUAUGAUGUUUCUCUUAGAUGAGGUUAGGACAAGGGUUCAAAAGGUUCAACAUUCUACCAAGAAAAGAGCUGAACUUAGGAGGUGUAACACUGACCUUAGGCCAAACAUUCCGAAGGACAAAAAAGCUCCUGAUGUGCCUGUAGAUGAUAAAGAGAGACUAAAGAAAGAGCUAACUGCAAGCUUGGUGGCACGGCAGAGUCUUCAAGCGAUGUGUUCGAGUUUGGGAAAAGAAAAGCAAAUCAUGGCUUCUGAACUUGCUAGAAAGGCUCAAGAAUUGACAGAACUAGAGGAGCUUAUCGGGGAUCUUAAAGCUCAGAAUGACAUGUUGAUGGGGAAGUUGCAUGCUUGUAGUGCGGGUGGAGUUGAAAUGGAAGGGAAUAUAGUCCUUCAAGAGCGUAACAAGGCUCUUUCUGAACAACUUCUAAAAUCCAUUGAUGGUUACAGGUCUAUGAAGAGGAAAGUAAAAGACAUGCAAGGGGAAAAAGGGGAAAUGCUUGCUACAAUCGAGCAGAUGGGGUUAGAAGUUCAAUCAGGCAUUGACAGGAUUCAUGACUUCAAGGAAAAAAUGGUAAAUACUACUCUAGAGACAAGUGAUGUCAAAGAGGAAGUAUCAGUUUUAGAGCAUAUGCUUGAAUCUCUUAGCAUGAAAAUAUCAAAACUUACAGAGAAAAAAACUUAA
Messenger RNA from Lathyrus sativus (Indian pea), 855 nucleotides. The record is from the annotation of a GenBank genome assembly. Lineage: Eukaryota; Viridiplantae; Streptophyta; Magnoliopsida; Fabales; Fabaceae.